Doryrhamphus excisus (bluestripe pipefish) is the source of this 7806-nucleotide messenger RNA. It is a transcript of the gene slc4a3, whose product is annotated as solute carrier family 4 member 3. Gene Ontology annotation, molecular function: monoatomic anion transmembrane transporter activity; solute:inorganic anion antiporter activity. Lineage: Eukaryota; Metazoa; Chordata; Actinopteri; Syngnathiformes; Syngnathidae. The record is from RefSeq and is a predicted model, not a curated record. Gene Ontology annotation, cellular component: plasma membrane. Gene Ontology annotation, biological process: monoatomic anion transport; regulation of intracellular pH; bicarbonate transport.
GGUUUUCUCCGGGUACUCCGGUUUCCUCCCACAUUCCAAAAACAUGCUAGGUUAAUUGGCGACUCCAAAUUGUCCAUAGGUAUGAAUGUGAGUGUGAAUGGUUGUUUGUCUAUAUGUGCCCUGUGAUUGGUUGGCGACCAGUCCAGGGUGUACCCCGCCUCUCGCCCGCAGACUCCAGCACUAGGCUCCAGCACCCCCCACAACCCUUGUGAGGAUAAGCGGUAGAAAAUGAAUUAAUAUUGUACCGUUAUAAGAAUAAGACGGUAUUCUUUUAUAGCAGUCAAAGCAAAUGGUGUAAAUCUUUGGGCAUACUAUUGUUUGAAGUCGAUGUCAGUAGGUCCCCCCAUGGGUCAACUUAGAAUAGGCUGUAUAACAGGCCAUUGGAUCUGUACCAAAUUCUAUCGAUAGGAGCGGUGUCAGCAUAACCCAACAAGUCAGCCAGUAAAGCCAGAAUAGACAAAUCUGAAAAGGAUGCAAUCACUGCCAUAGUACAGGAAAAUUCCCUUCAAAAGGUAUGCAGUUUUAUCAUAAUAGAGAAUAUGGUCUAGGGUCAGACUUCAACAAACAACAGUGUAGCCAAAAGGCACCAAAAUCGUGGACCAGACAGAUUGUUCAUGGCUCACCUACUGUCAGUGUCAAUUUACCUGCAGCCGAGGGACAAGCAGUCUGAGUGCUAUUAAUUUAGCAACUUGAGCAGAACAAUGAUAUGCUAACAGGGGAAACAUCACACAGAAUAAGCCGGAACAACUGAACACCAGGAUAUGAUAAGCUGAGCCUCAUCAGGAUUUUCCAAAGGCUCAUCGGAACGAUCUCGAUGUGGCAAGCAUGAGCAAGAAACCUCAGCACAGAAAUGUUGUUCAACAUCUUCAAGAAGGGAAAGAAAUGAAGCAGGGUUUAAGGCAGGGGUGGGCAAACUAUGGCCCGGGGGCCACAUCCGGCCCACCAAGUGUUUAAAUAAGGCCCGCCCGUUCUUUCCAAAGUAUUUAAUUGAAACUUCAGGUACAACCUGGCAUCAUGGCUUGAGACAAUAUUUUGAUGGUUUAGGUAGCUUUUUUAUCAACUUGGUUAUUUGAUGUGGUCUGCUGUUUACAAUGUGCUCUGAAAAAAGGGACACAAGCACAUAUAGCAGGUUGCAUGACACUUUUACAGAUACAAUAAUUCCAAGUGGACUGUUAGAAUUGUAUGUGUAAAAUAUAUAGUCUGGCACCCUGUCAAUUUUAUUAAAUCAAUGCGGCCCGUGAGUCAAAAGGUUUUGUCACCCCUGGUUUAAGGUUUUGCAAUGCUGCAUGGUGAUGUAGGCUAACAAAGUUAUGUCAUAUUAUAAAUUAAACACUGUGGUGUGAGCUUUAGAUAAUUUAGAGUCUUCAAAAGUGUUGCUAAAGAAUGCAGCUUCAAAUCCAAAAAGGACUGUUAUGCAGCAGGCAUCCAUGUUAACUUUGAACAUGGGGGCAACCCGGACUCAGGAGUGCUGUCAUAAAGAGGCUCUGGAAUAAACUCUGUUAACAUGACUGAAGUUGAAAACUGAAGUUUGGACCCCAUAGCAGCCAGGUGUUUUUGCUCGGCAAUGAUGUCUUCCUUACAUUGUUGUCUACAGUGAGAACAGACCAUCAAAUCAUUCCCAAAACAGUGAGCCAUCAGGAAGGUGGAAGUCUGCCAAACUGUGAGCAAGGGAGGUAUUAGAGAUAGUAAGCUCUCAGUGUAACGUUUUCCAACCAUAAUUGAAAAUCUAAAUGAAGAGGAACACUGAGAAAGGCAUUCAAAAUCCACUUCCGCUAGAGAGUACCAUUGAGUGGAAUGUGUUCGGAACAUUAGGGCAUCAUUCACAGCUUGUCAGUCCUGAGCACAUCUCCAUUCGUCCGAGUGACCAGCUGGUCUGAUUUCUUCACAGGAAAAAUGUCAGUUUGGACAGGGGAGUAAUCAGAUGGCUUUCAACAACACAUCUAAGACAGGGCGUGGAUGUUCCUUGAGUGUGAAUUGAGAGUCCUUUGGCCUGUAAUCGCUUUUGGGUGUGAUGCUGACCAGCGCACAGCCCUUAAUGAUAGCAGUGUUUCUGCUACCAUUAUUUAGCUUAGGAAGUUAAUGUUAUUUCAUUGAAACAAGAACACAACAAGUAAGUUAAAAGAAUAGUUUGGAUUUGGACUUGGGUGGAAUUUAUAGGGAGACACUUCCUUGUUUUUACAAGAAAACAGCAAGUGCGUACCAUUUUUUAAACCAGUAUAGCUCUCGUGUUGCAGUGAUUGUGAUUUGCGCAUCUCAACACUGAGAAACACACCUUUGUUAAAUGGCAAAUUUAUUUUGACUGUGGGUUAUUUUCAGUUUUUUUUUUAUUAGCCUCUAUUCUGAAAGUUUGUGAAAGUUAACUGUAGAGAACCGAUUGCGCGGGGGCAUGCAUAUAGGAUGCCACAUGUAAAAUUCAAUCACACUUUUUUAGCUGAUAUUUUGAAUAUUUAGCUCACUUUUCUCACAUUUGGCUUGGUUUUGUCACAUUUAAGUAAUAUUUUUUUUUAUGCAUGAAUGUGAGUGUGAAUGGUUGUUUGCCUCUGACAUCACAAAAUAACAGUUUUGCAAUGCCCUCUGAAACCUAGCGUUUGAGCCAUCCAAAAGUUUCAGGGCUCACUUCCAAAUGUACAAACCUCAUUAUUGGAAACAUUAGCAUCAUUUAACAUGAGAAAACAACAUUACAACUACAUUUAUAGGUCACAAAAGUGAAAAAAGUACACUAGGUCCCCUUUAAACUAUUGUAAUGUGCAUGACUAUGCAAUUUACUCUGAAUCAUCAAGCAUUAGAAUAGAAAAUAUUGAUUUAUGACCUGCACCAAUGAAUUUGGUUUGGUUUGGCAAUACUUUGAUACUUAGAUUUGAUUCCUAAAGUCUUUACCCUAUGACAUGUUCCUACAGUAUUUUCGGUAGAACGGUAAUGGUACUAAUGAAACGCAUCACCUCUACUAACGCUGUCGUUAUGGCACAGCCUCAAAAUCAAUAGACUGUGGACAUCACAGAAAAGGGUGCACUGUGAUUCAGUUGACAGGUUUCACAAAGAAGACCACCCAUUUUCUGUAUUUUGCAGUUGUCGCUAAACUUCAUGUUGCUCCUGUGUCUGCACGCUUCUGACUGCAGAGCUGUGUUUGUUUGCUUCAGCUGGAUAUUUCUUUCAUUUUUCUAUACAUACAGAACCCACUUGACCACAAACUAAUCUUUUUUCUUGCUGAUACAAUUUUGUCAAAGGGUUAGGAUCACAUGCAUCAAGCUUUCAUUGGGCUCACGGUGCAACAACUUCAACGGAGGUAGACUGGUGACUUGUGAAAAGUGGUCUAGGGAGCACGCUGCACUCAAGAGUUAGCAACCCUGGAUGAGCAGUAGGUCUGCUUGGAGAGAGGAGGAUAGGAGGAGGUACCAGCUGUCAAGAUGACAGAUCCAGAGGGACAAGAUAGCCAAGCUGAUAAGAAGAACUGCACCGACAACAAUGGAUCUGAGCACCAGUGUGGUGUCCAGAAAGGCUCUGGCACCCCAAGGCAGCACCAACAUGAGCACCAUAGCUCACAGUCCAAUGUGGAAGGCUUUGAGGAUUUUGAAGAGUUUGUUUUUGAUUUUGAUGAUUAUGACUUGCUUGAGUCAAUUCACUCUCAACUGGGGUCACCACUCGAUACAAUCCGUCAUAGAUUUGAGGACAACCCCGGGGUAAGACGGCACCUAGUGAAGAAGUCAUCUAGAUGCCAGGUGGCCCGGGCAAGUAACAGUUCGACUCCCCUAUCGAGCUUGAAGAAGAAGAAAAGAGCAGCAGACAAGAAGACCCAUGAGUUGUUUGUAGAGCUGAACGAGCUCAUUGUGGAGAAAGACCAUGAAAUGCGUUGGAAGGAGCGUGCUCGCUGGAUCAAGUUUGAGGAGGAUGUUGAGGAGGAGACUGAUCGCUGGGGAAAACCUCACGUGGCUUCGCUUUCUUUUCGAAGUUUACUUGAGCUUCGUCGCACCAUCACAAAUGGUGCCAUCCUUCUGGACCUUGAGCAGAACUCUCUGCCAGGAAUCGCCCAUUUGGUGGUGGAGACGAUGAUCAUCUCUGAUCAGAUUAGAGCUGAGGACCGAUCCUGUGUUCUCCGGGCUCUACUUCUCAAACACAGCCAUCCAAGUGAUAUGAAACAUCGUUUUCACCGCUACCACUCAUCUGCCAGUCUCCACGGGGGUUACAAUCACAACCACGUCCAGGACACGAGCCUGCCCCUGGUAGCUGAAGAACAUGGUGAACACCAGGAUAACAAAGGACCCGUGUAUGACCCCAAACAGGAAGUUUUUGUCAGUCUGUUUAAAUCUCUCCACCCUCUAUCUCCUGAGAGCCAUCCAGCUGCCGCCAGAUCUUUAAAACUCCUCGCCAAGAUACCCAGAGAUGCUGAAGCUGUCAUUGUUUUAGUUGGCUGUGUUGAAUUUCUGGAGCAGCCAGCCAUGGCCUUCCUGAGGCUCAAUGAGGCUGUGCUUCUGGAGUCUGUGUUGGAAGUCCCUGUUCCUGUCCGCUUCAUUUUCAUUCUGCUUGGUCCCAGUCAGUCCAACAUGGACUAUCAUGAGAUUGGACGUUCCUUCUCAACGCUCAUGUCUGACAAGAACUUCCAUGAGGUGGCUUAUUUCGCAGACAACAGACAGGACCUACUGAAUGGUAUCAAUGAAUUCUUGGACUGCAGCAUUGUCAUUCCACCAUCAGAUGUGGAGGGCAAAGACCUCCUGAAGACAGUCGCUGACUUCCAGAAGCAGAUGCUGCGUAAGCGCAAGGAAAGAGAACUGAAGAAGCACCACUCAUCAUGUGGCAUAGAGCAGGACAACAAAGAUAUCAGUCCAGAGGAGGAGGAGAAUGGAGAACAAGAAAUUGACCCAUUAAAGCGUUCAGGGAUUCCGUUUGGAGGACUGAUCCACGACAUUCGGCGCCGGUACCCUCACUAUGUCAGUGAUUUGAAAGAUGCUGUGGAUAUGCAAUGCAUCGCCGCUGUCAUCUUCAUUUACUUUGCUGCUCUGUCACCUACCAUAACCUUUGGAGGCUUGCUAGGGGAGAAAACAGAGGGCAUGAUGGGAGUGACUGAACUAAUUGUUUCAACUGCAACCCUUGGCGUUAUAUUCUCACUACUUGCUGGUCAGCCACUUCUCAUCAUCGGUUUCUCUGGACCCUUACUGGUGUUUGAGGAAGCAUUCUACAAGUUUUGUCAGGCCUAUGAUUUUGAGUACCUGACUGGUCGAGUUUGGAUCGGGUUCUGGCUCAUCUUUAUUGUCCUGGUGAUUGUCGCGGCAGAGGGCAGCUUUCUUGUUCGCUUUAUCUCACCCUUUACUCAAGAGAUAUUUGCGUUCCUGAUUUCCCUCAUCUUCAUCUAUGAGACAUUCUCUAAGCUUUUCAAGGUUUUUCAAGAGCACCCAUUGAUGGCGUGGUACCCUGGUGAUGCUACCCCUCCAACUGAUCUUCAAGAAGUCAUAAACCAACCCAACACUGCCCUCCUGUCUCUUGUACUUAUGAUGGGCACCUUCUUUGUGGCUUUUUUCCUUCGAAAAUUCAGAAACAGUCGAUUUUUAGGUGGAAAGGCUAGAAGAAUUAUUGGGGACUUUGGUAUUCCCAUUUCCAUUUUAGUUUCUGUGUUGAUAGAUUACACCAUCACUGACACUUACACACAGAAACUCAAUGUGCCAUCAGGAUUUUCAGUGACCUCCCCAGAAAAAAGAGGUUGGUUCAUCAGCCCCUUUGGUGACAAGCAGCCCUUUCCCACCUGGAUGAUGGGAGCAUCAGUUGUGCCUGCCCUUCUUGUGUUCAUACUCAUUUUUAUGGAAACUCAGAUCACCUCGCUGAUUGUCAGCAAGAAGGAGCGUCGCCUAAUGAAAGGCUCAGGCUUUCACCUUGAUCUGCUGCUCAUUGUUAUUCUUGGAGCUUUCUGUCCACUUUUCGGCCUUCCGUGGCUCACGGCGGCCACUGUGCGCUCUGUCACUCAUGUCAACGCCCUUACCGUCAUGAGCAAAGCUACAGCACCUGGAGAAAAGCCCAUGAUCCAGGAAGUGAAAGAGCAGAGGUUGACAGGACUUCUUGUGGCUGUGCUCGUCGGUAUGUCCAUAGUGAUGACAGAUGUGCUGCGCCUCAUACCGUUGGCUGUGCUCUUUGGCAUCUUCCUGUACAUGGGGGUCACGUCUCUGACAGGGAUCCAGUUAUAUGAACGCAUCACAUUAAUGGUCACGCCAGCAAAGCACCACCCUGACCAUAUUUACGUCACCAAGGUGAAAACAUGGCGUAUGAACAUGUUCACGAUCAUACAGCUGGCGUGCAUUGUGGCACUCUGGGUAGUCAAGUCCACUGCGGCCUCCCUGGCAUUCCCCUUUGUCCUCAUCAUGACGGUGCCACUGCGGCGCGUCAUCCUCUCCAGAAUUUUUGAGGAACGUGAGCUCCAGGCGCUGGAUUGUGAUGAAGAUUCUCCCAACUUCAAUGAAGAUGGACAGGAUGAGUACAACGAGAUUCACAUGCUUGUAUAAAGUUCAGUGAGACGAGAAGAAGAGUCUAAAUACUUGGGGUGACAUUUAGUCUCUGGGUCAAAAGGAAAAAUAUUUAGCAAAAAUGUUUGUAAAAUAGAUUUACUGUAUAUCUAUUUAUAUUAUAUGACAUCCGUAAUAUAUUAUUUAUUUCUGCUAUUAAGAAUAAUGAUCAACAAAACGUCAGAAAAAUAGUCACCUGAAGUACCUGAAAGAACAAUGCAAGCCUAGUAUAAUUUAUAUAAAGAUGUCUUAAUGUGUCUACCCCUUUAAAUACACCGCAGGCUUUGGGCAUACAUGCAAAAGUUAUGAUCAUCUCUUUGAGCGUACUCACACUAGGUUAUUUGAACCACAACUGCCCUGUGCCCCACUGAUGUGGUCCUCAAGUCACAAGUGCUAGCCAUUGAGUUAAAUGCCUAGACUGUCGACUCAAUGUCCAGUGCAACUCUGAAGUUGUCCGGGAGCGAGGUUCUCCACAGCCACACAGACUAGUAUCUGUUGAUUUGAUCAUUUCCUGUUACUGCAACAUUGCUGACUUUGUGACUUAUUUUGAUUUUGUCAUGGAAAUUGUAAAAAUGUAUGGAUUUAUGAAUGGCAUUCGCUCUGCUUGUCUUUGACAUUUCUCUUUUGAACUGCUUACCUAGAUUUGUCAUGUUCUGUUAUAUAGCAUGGUUAUAGUGACUAUGACUCAGGAGUGGCCAGUAGUGACCACAUUAUAGUUGUUCUAUGACUGCAUAGGGGAGGGGAAGUGUACUGAACCUUAACACUCACUAGCCGUACGUACUGGACUUUAGGUGUGUCCAAACAUGGUUUGAAUGACCUAUUUUGAGUACAUCCUGAGACUACACUAUGAACUUUGGUGUAUGUGAGGAAAAUUAUGAGAAAUCAAUUUCUGAAAGUCAAGAAAAACAAUUUUAAUCACUUCACCCCAAUUAACAGGUAUUGGUAAUGUCCCUAAAUCCAAAAAAAUGGUCCAGAAAAGCAGACCAAUUAUGUCUACAUAAUUUCCUUUUGAUUGUAAUUGUGUGCAAACAAGAGCUUAAGCACCUUUGUACAGACUUAUAACACUUUGACUUGCAGUGUGUCUCUGCCAACAAAUGCUCCCUGGCAAAGAAGUCACCUCUCACUGAAGCACAGCUUUCCUUUAGUGUAAAUACACAACAAAAUAAGCCACUUUGACCUUGUUUUGUCAAUGUAGUGUUUAUCAUUUAAAUUUUGUGCUGAUUAGUAAUGUUUAAAUAUUAAAACAGUUUAUCUACUAAAAAUGUGUUGGCUGAGACAUAAGAUGACAUUGCGUAGUUUUACCCACGUGACCCCCCCCCCCCCC